Molecule: messenger RNA, 1314 nt
Organism: Arachis ipaensis
Lineage: Eukaryota; Viridiplantae; Streptophyta; Magnoliopsida; Fabales; Fabaceae
Source: RefSeq, a predicted model, not a curated record
AUGAAAAUUCCAGAACAUCGAAAGUGGAUGUACAAUAGAAAUUUGCCAAAUCGAGGAGGAUUACGACAGGAAUUUAUCAAUGGUGUUCGACAUUUUAUUGAUACAGUAAAACAGGAAUUUAUACUUGAAGGUGGUGUACUUAGAUGUCCUUGCAACAAACAUAAAAAUAAAGUUUUUUCAUCUCCGAAAGAGGUUUCACUAGAUUUAUAUAAAUAUGAUUUCAUGCUAAGAUACUGGUGGUGGGAUUCACAUGGAGAGAGUCCAUUGCAUUUGAAUGUAGAUUAUAAUAAUCAAGAAGGCACAUGUUCUUCUCCUCAUGCUAGUGUGCCAAUAAGAAAUUCGUAUGAAUCUAUGGUGGUUGAUGCUACUGGACCAGAAUUGAUGAGUCAAUUUGAAGAAUACAUGGAGAAGCCUCCGAAUGCAGAAGCUAAAAAAUUUUAUGAUUUAUUACAGUCUGCUCAACGCCCAUUAUUUGAGGGAUGUGUUGGUCAUUCAGAAUUAUCAAUGGCAGUUAAAAUGUUGAGUAUUAAAGCUAAAGGGAAUGUAUCUCAACAAAUCUUUGAUGAUUUCGUGAAAGCUAUGAAAGAAGUGAUGCCUAAGGAUAACUUACUUGUCUCCAAUUUUUAUGAAGCAAAGAAGCUAGUAUCAAAACUUGGUAUGGAAAGCAAGAAAAUUGAUUGUUGCAUUAAUGGUUGUAUGCUAUAUUACAAGAAGGAUGAUAUACCAAGAAAGGAAUGUAAAUUUUGCCAUUCUCCAAGGUACAAGAUGGGUAAAAAAGGUAAAGAAGUGCCUUUGAAACGAAUGCACUAUUUACCGCUUAUACCUCGUUUAAGAAGACUUUAUACUUCAAUGCACACAGCACCUCACAUGCGAUGGCAUUUUGAUCACGAAUUUAAAGGAAUUCUUGAGCAUCCAUCGGAUUCAAAAGCAUGGAAGUAUUUUGAUAGAAAAUAUCAACAAUUUUCUCAAGAACCACACAAUGUCAGACUAGGAUUAUGUGCUGAUAGAUUCACCCCUUUUGGUCAAUCUGGUAAACAAUAUUCAUGUUGGCCAAUAAUUGUCACUCCUUAUAAUCUGCCUCCUUCUAUGUGCAUGAAAACUCCUUACAAGUUUUUAUCCAUGAUUAUCCCUGGUCCUCGUAAUCCCAAAACUAGGAUUGAUGUAUACCUGCAGCCAUUGAUUGAUGAGCUAAAACUACUAUGGGAAGAUGGUGUUUUAACUUAUGAUAUUCAUUCCAAGUCAAAUUUUGUAAUGCGAGCUGCCUUGUUGUGGACUAUUAAUGAUUUUCUUGCAUAUGGGAUGUUGUCUGGAUGA